AUGCCCAAGGUCAAGUGCUACUCGGCCGCUUGGCUGUCCAAGAAUGCACCCGGCCAUCAGCUUUUUGAGCCCUCUCCCGAGGUCGCCCGCGGCCGUAGCCUCGCGUCGCCGUAUGCUACCAAGAAGAAAUUGGUUCCUCAGGGCCCGAGACGGACGAUUGCGCGACGCGGCACCGAGGUCUUCGUGGCCGUGGGCAAGGAGAUCCGAUGGGGAGACUUGGCCUACCUCAAGGACAGGUGGGCAGACAGCCAGGCUAGGGAGCGUCGUGGCUCGAGCUCCCGUAUCAAGCGCGAGGACUCUACCGUGAAUCUCGAGGAUAUCCCAGAGUUUGAAGCUGGCGGCGGCCUCAGAACGAUCAAGGUCCCGGUCGCCGACGAUAUACGACAGCUUAUCAUCUCCCCCAAUACCAACCUCCUCGCCAUCCUCACCACGCACACCAUUCACAUCUGCACGAUACCCGACUCGACGCAUCUCACGAGCGAGGAUACAGCCCCGCUGAAGCCCAAGAUCUUUACCCUUGGCCCGACCACCCAUGUCACGUCGCGGUCGCCCAUCAUGUCGGCGCUCUGGCAUCCGCUUGGAGUUAACGGCUCCUGCGUUGUCACCGUCACGGCCGACGCGAUUGUUAGAGUUUGGGAGCUGUCCACAGCUGACCGCUGGUCCUUUGAUACCCCCACAACCUCCAUCGACCUCAAGAAGCUGGCAGACGGCACGACGCUGGACCAGGAUUUCUCCGCUUCGACUUCGGCCACAAACAAGGCCUUCUCCCCUGAUUCCUUUGAAAUGGAAGUCGCGACAGCAAGCUUCGCAAGCAAGGGAACUGGAGGCUGGAACCCAAUGACCCUGUGGGUGGCCAUGCGCGAAGGAGACGUGUACGCUCUGUGCCCGCUGCUGCCCCAGCGCUGGGCCCCUCCUCCUACGCUGAUCCCUUCGCUUUCCGUCUCCAUCGUGGCUACGGUCGGCAGCAUCGAGGACGAUGCGUCGGUCGACGAAAGCGAAAAGCUGCUGGCCCAGCAACAGUUGCAGUGGAUGGGUGAUUUGGAUUCGCAAGAGCCGCAAAUUGUCGAUAGCACAAUCCUGGGAGACCCUCCCGUCGAAGUCUAUACCCGCCCUUCUCGACCCGGUAUUAUUCCUCGACUUCAGGGACCGUUCGACCUCAUCUCUGAUCCCGAGACCGGUGACGAACUGGACACGUCUGUCACCGACAUCAUGGUCAUUGGCAAAAAGACGGAAACAGACGAUUUGAUGCUAGGGGAAGACGAGUACGAGCUAGAUCUCGAUGCCGGCGAUCAAGAAGGCCUCUCACUGGCAGUCAUUUGCCUGCUGUCCACGAGUGGCCAGGUGCGCGUCUACCUGGACAUGGACGGCAUUCAAGCGCAGUGGCUACCUCCCAAGAAUAAAUCCAAGAGUAGCAGACUAACCGCGGAAGCCAAGACGCCGUCACUCCUUGCGUUCCAGGCCAUCGACACCAUGACACCUGUCGAAGUAACGGAAGAGAGCUGGCCGGUCUUCAGCGAUGAUGCACUCUCACGGUACAGCUUCUUUGUGACGCACCAUGCAGGCAUCACGUUCGUGUCUCUCGCAUCGUGGAUCUUUCGUCUUGAGGGGGAGCUGUCAGGGGACUACGAAGCUGGCACAGACUUUAGACUCGGGCUGCUGGUCAAUUCUCAGUCUAGCAGAGAGCGAAUUUACGCGCAACCCGCCUCAGAUGCUGCGGUGCCGCUCGCAGGCUGCGUUGCUCUGAGAGACCCAGACGUUGGCUACUUCCUCCUCUCAGCCACCCCUUAUGAGCCCAUCGCCGUCAUUUUCGAAAGCCCCGAGAUGGAAGUCAUUCCUGUUGACCGAGAGGUCAGCCCGGAGCGUGAACGUGAGGCUAGCAUGGCGCCUCUCGACUUCUAUGAGCCUCGCCCCGUCUACAACCCGCCACACGCGUUUGAUCAGGGAUCGGCCCUCCCGCUACUGCUGGAAAGAUUACGCACGUCGCGUCACAAGACUAUAGUUACUCAGGAGGUUAAACUAAGCCCCUUGACGUUGCAAAUCUUUACGGAUGCUCACAAGGUCCUGAGCGACGAGACAUACAAGCUUGGUGUGUCUGCGGCUGAGAUUUUCCGACGGUGCGAGCUCCUGCAGAGCGAGCUGAAGCAGCAAGUAACCAAGGCCAACGAGGUCAAGGGCAAGAUUGACGCCAUCAAUGGGGUUGACCGCGACGACGAGAGCGACAACGUCAUGUAUGAGCGGCGCAUCUCGGAAGCCCGCAAGCGCCAAGAGGCGAUUGUGCAGCGCGUGGAGAAUCUGCGCAAGAUUGUGGGCAAGGCUACGACGCGGGACCUGAGCAACAAGGAGCGGGCCUUUAUGGAAGAAGUGCGCACCCUGAGCGCGAGCGUCUCGGGCCCUGAAGCGACGGAGGAGGAGGGGCGCGACGUUAAGAAGCAGGCUCAGGAACUGUGGAAGCGCCUGGACAGCGUCAAGCGGCUGCAGUCUGAGCUCGUGGCCGACGUGGAGGCGCUCAAGAAGAGCGGGCAGAUGGAGACGACGACGUCUGCUUCGUCGUCGUCGGCAACGGAACUGCGGAUUCCGCAGGACAUUCGGCGUAGCAAGCUGCAGCAGGUGCAGGGCUUGCUGUCGCGCGAGACGGCACUGGUGGAUGCGGUGACGUCGCGGCUGGAGAGGCUGCAGGCGACGGUAUAG
Cordyceps fumosorosea ARSEF 2679 is the source of this 2688-nucleotide messenger RNA. Its product is annotated as WD40 repeat-like-containing domain protein. Gene Ontology annotation, cellular component: nuclear pore. Gene Ontology annotation, molecular function: protein binding; structural constituent of nuclear pore. Lineage: Eukaryota; Fungi; Ascomycota; Sordariomycetes; Hypocreales; Cordycipitaceae. The coding region runs from base 1 to 2688 and encodes 895 amino acids. The transcript is spliced from 2 exons. The record is from RefSeq and is a predicted model, not a curated record. Gene Ontology annotation, biological process: mRNA export from nucleus; ribosomal small subunit export from nucleus; protein import into nucleus.